AUGUUAACUAAUAAAAAAUCUCAAUUGUUUUCUAUUGAAAAUAUAUUACAACAAUCAGAUCAUUUUAAUCAUUCAAAUAUAAAUCAAAAUGAUGAAAUAGAACCUUUCACUAAUCAAUAUCAUUCAGACUACAGUUUGAACAUCCAUACAGUAGAUGACAAUAAUUCACUGAAUGAAUCUUUAAUAUAUUCAAAGUAUAAUCUGAAACAGUUAAAUGAAAUUGAACACCACACAUCUAAAUAUCCGGAUUAUUAUACUCGUCAAAAUGAUCAUGAUCAUGAUCAUCAUUAUGAACAUCAACGGCAACAACAAGCAUAUCGACGAAAACGUACUGCUUUUACUCAAUCUCAAUUAUUCUGUUUAGAACAAAGUUUUUUAUGUCAAAGAUAUUUGAGUGUUUUAGAACGUGCUGAAUUAGCUGCACAUUUAGGUUUAUCAGAAGCACAAAUAAAGACAUGGUAUCAAAACAGACGAACUAAAUGGAAACGUCAAAUGACUACAAUACUACGUAAUAAAGAUUCAAACAGAAAUGGAUUAAUUGAGCCAUUUAAUUUAAAAAUCACUUCAUCAUGUAAUCAACAAACAGAAGCUUUUCAAUAUCAAAUUAUUUCUAAUGAAAGAAUUAAUGAGAAAUUUUCUAUUCAGAAAGGUUACAAAAUGAUAAGUGAACUAUUACAACAUAUUAGAACUAGUUGA
Schistosoma guineensis is the source of this 696-nucleotide messenger RNA. The record is from the annotation of a GenBank genome assembly. Lineage: Eukaryota; Metazoa; Platyhelminthes; Trematoda; Strigeidida; Schistosomatidae.